UCCCUCACUCAGCAUCACAUAUGACUUAGUAAGUGGGUGCCGUCUCCAACAGCAUGCAAAUAGGUGGGAGGAACCGCGCGGGCCAAUGCACAGGUCCAGUUAUCACUCAUGCCGUAGUUUAAAAGAAGACACAUCGCCAACCGACAUCUGACUCUCUGCAACACCCUCAGCUGCCCACAGCCCAGCCGACAGUCCCAAAGUACAUCGUCUUCCGACAGUCGCCAACAGUCGACAACACCGGCGGCAGCAGCCAUGGCAUCCCAGCAGGCGCCCUCUGUCCUCCCCGAGACAGCUGCUGACGACGAGCGCCGUCUACUCUACCAGUCCUACAUUGACCACUGCAAUGCGCACAACUUUGAGGCUAUGGAGAAGUUCUACACAACACCAACUCUUAACGUCAACGACGAGCCCUGGCCUACCCCGAAAGUUACCGCGCAGUUCAAGCCACUCGUGGAAGGCUUCCCGGACUGGAAAUGGGAGAUUCGCCACUUCGCAAUCGAUGGCGAUUACUUGUCGCUGCACUUCCGCGUAUCGGGCACGCACCUCGGCAUCUUCCAGGGCAUUGCACCGACAGGCCGAAAGGUUGCCACAACGCAGUUCACGCUGUAUCAUCUUGUUGACGGAAAAUACGCCGAUGUUUGGGACAUGACAGACAUGGAGGCUUUGAUGAAGCAAAUUCAGUAGGCUGGAGACAAGUAGUGGAGCGGACCAUGCAACCGAAGGUCAAAUAAGCCUGCGUCAGGGCAUUGCCCAUUUCCGAGCUGUAGUUUACAUUAAACCCUAUAUAUUCUACUACGGCAUUGUCGCAGGAGCCGUUCAUAGUUCAGCCGAUUCCUCUAUAUGCAGGUGCUAGCUGGCAGUCAGCGUUUUGCUGGGUAGCGUUAUACUCAGCAGUCAGCCCAAAUCAAUGGCUGGCGAUUUCGACUGAAAUUUCGUCCAGGUACUUCAUAGUUCUCUCAAUGAAGCACCAGACAGGGC
Chaetomium fimeti is the source of this 978-nucleotide messenger RNA. RefSeq lists its product as uncharacterized. Gene Ontology annotation, biological process: polyketide metabolic process. The record is from RefSeq and is a predicted model, not a curated record. Bases 253 to 684 code for a protein of 143 amino acids. Lineage: Eukaryota; Fungi; Ascomycota; Sordariomycetes; Sordariales; Chaetomiaceae. The transcript has a single exon.